AUGAAGAUGCAGGCGCGAGCUUCGCUGAUGGCGCUGGCCGCGCUGGUAGCGUUGGUAGCUGCAAAUGCGGAGCGCGGUGGUGGUAUCAAAAUCGGUAGCGGUACAAUCGGCGGCGGGGGCAGAGAGGGUGCUCGCGGCGGCGGAGUCCGUCUUGGAUCCCGUCCGCGGACCUCACCUGCUCCCCAAAUACCGCGACAACCCUCUGUGAUCACCGCUGCCCUUGUCGUGCCGCACAAGGCUUUCGGCGCACGUGAUUACACAAGGGCCGAGAAGGCAGCCUUAUCAAAAUUGCCGCGUAAAUUAAAACUCUUCUCACAAGUGCGUCUGAAUAUAACGCUUUCUAUGCAGGGCUUGACGCCUAGUCCUAUGUCUAUCUUGGACUCGCUAUGUAAAGAAUUUUUAGCAGUCAACGUGUCUGCUAUACUAUAUCUUAUGAAUCAUGAACAAUAUGGGCGGUCUACUGCCUCUGCACAAUAUUUUCUACAGCUGGCCGGAUAUCUUGGCAUACCGGUCAUUGCGUGGAACGCUGAUAACAGCGGGUUAGAGAAGCAUGCGUCGCAUGCAUCCUUGAGAUUGCAAUUGGCCCCAACAAUUGAACAUCAAACUGCAGCAAUGCUUUCUAUUCUGGAGAGGUAUAAAUGGCAUCAGUUCAGUGUGGUCACAUCUGCUAUAGCAGGGCAUGAUGAUUUUAUUCAAGCCGUUCGUGAAAGAGUUUCCUCGCUACAAGAUCGUUUUAAAUUCACAAUAUUAAACGCAGUGGUAGUGAAGAAACCAGCUGAUCUCAACGAGUUGGUGACUAGUGAAGCAAGAGUUAUGCUAUUGUAUGCCACGCGGGACGAAGCCGCUGAUAUUCUUUCUACUGCCGGAGAUUUACACCUCACCGGAGAAAGUUACGUUUGGAUCGUAACUCAAAGUGUCUUGGGGUCUAUGCAGCCGCCGAACAAAUUUCCUGUAGGCAUGCUGGGAGUGCAUUUCGAUACAACGAGCUCCUCCAUCAUAUCAGAAAUAGCGACAGCGGUAAAGGUAUUUGCAUAUGGAGUGGAAUCAUAUUUAUCAGAAACCGAAAACUUGAGAUAUCCUUUGGGCACUAGAUUAUCCUGCGAUAGUGCGGGUAGUGGUGAGGCAAGGUGGUCAACCGGUGAAAGAUUCUAUCGACAUCUGCGUAACGUUAGUGUGGAAAGCGACUCAGGAAGACCGAGUAUAGAGUUCACUUCCGAUGGUGAAUUGCGAGCGACCGAGCUGAAAAUAAUGAACUUACGGCCUACUAUUGGAGAUCAGCUGGUAUGGGAAGAAAUCGGGACGUGGAACUCUUACCCUAAGGAACAUUUAGCUAUAAAGGACAUAAUUUGGCCUGGUGGUCUACAUACACCACCGCAGGGAGUUCCAGAGAAGUUUCAUAUGAGAAUUACUUUCCUAGAAGAACCUCCUUACAUUAAUUUAGCACCUCCCGACCCUGUAAGUGGGCGGUGCUCUUUAGACCGAGGUGUCAUUUGUCGUGUUGCACCAGAAAUUGAAAUUGUUGGAAUUGAGGCUGGAGCCGCUCACAGAAACAGUUCCUUAUAUCAAUGCUGUAGUGGAUUUUGUAUUGAUUUAUUGCAACAACUGGCAGAACAGUUGGGGUUCACCUAUGAACUCGUGCGCGUGGAAGAUGGCCGAUGGGGUACCUUCCAAGAUGGCAAAUGGAAUGGUCUCAUAGCGGAACUCGUUAAUAAAAAGACGGAUAUGGUACUAACGUCCUUGGUAAUAAAUUCGGAUAGAGAGGCCGUAGUAGACUUCAGCGUUCCCUUUAUGGAAACUGGGAUUGCUAUAGUCGUGGCGAAGAGGACCGGAAUUAUUUCACCGACAGCUUUCCUAGAGCCGUUUGACACAGCGUCAUGGAUGCUUGUAGGGGCAGUAGCGAUACAGACAGCUACUUUCUGUAUUUUUAUAUUCGAAUGGCUGUCACCGAGCGGACUUAACCGUUCGCCUGGUCAGAUCAAUGUGCAGAAUCGGUUCUCGUUGUGUCGAACUUAUUGGAUUGUUUGGGCUGUAUUGUUCCAAGCUUCAGUCCACGUGGACUCUCCGCGAGGUUUUACAGCUCGGUUUAUGACGAACAUGUGGGCAAUGUUCGCGGUGGUAUUCCUUGCCAUAUAUACUGCGAAUCUCGCUGCCUUUAUGAUAACAAGGGAAGAGUUUCAUGAAUUAAGCGGCAUCGAUGACCCCAGGAUCGUAAAGCCUAAGACAUAUCAGCCACCACUGAAGUUCGGGACGGUACCUUGGUCCCACUCGGAUGCGACAUUAAAGAAAUACUUUAGGGAGCCCCACUCUUAUAUGACCCCAUACAAUCGAAGUACUGUAAGUUCUGGAGUGACGAGCAUAUUAACUGGAGACCUGGAUGCUUUUAUUUACGAUGGAACUGUUUUGGAUUACUUAGUAUCGCAGGAUGAAGAUUGUCGACUGCUGACAGUGGGCGCUUGGUACGCUAUGUCCGGAUACGGUCUGGCGUUCACGCGUAAUUCAAAAUACCUCGGAAUGUUCAACAAACGACUUCUCGACUUGCGAGCAAAUGGCGAUUUAGAACGGUUAAGAAGAUACUGGAUGACAGGCACCUGUAAGCCCAACAAACAGGAGCACAAAUCUUCAGAUCCUUUGGCGUUAGAGCAGUUUUUGUCUGCGUUCCUAUUGCUAAUGGCAGGCAUACUUCUCGCCGCCGCUAUAUUGUUCUGUGAACAUUUGUAUUUCCGCUACGCGCGGGAACACAUCGUAAAGUCCGAGUUACAUCCUUGUUGUACACUCGUGUCUAUCUCUAUGGGUCAAUCCCUUUCAAUGCAAAAUGCAGUCAUGGACGCGACGACAGAUCAAGGCUUUAGGUUGGGCAAGCGGCCCCAUUGCCGAUCUGCCGUGUGUGCUGCUCAGAUAUGGCGUGCCCAACACGAGCGCGACGCGGCGGUGGCUCGAGCGCGACAGUUGGCGGUGGUGCUCGCGGCUCACGGGCUGCAGCCUCCGCCGCGUCGACUCGCCUCCGCGGCGGCGCUGCACGCACGCGCGCACGACGCCACGCGCCCGCGCACGCUGCACGUGCCCGCCGACUUACUGCCCGACCUAGACCGUCCGCUUUCUUGCGACGAUCUACGUGCUAGAGAGCGGACGCGGGUAGAAAUGGAAACAGUGCUGUGA
Pieris macdunnoughi is the source of this 3156-nucleotide messenger RNA. Lineage: Eukaryota; Metazoa; Arthropoda; Insecta; Lepidoptera; Pieridae. The record is from the annotation of a GenBank genome assembly.